Molecule: messenger RNA, 938 nt
Organism: Tachysurus vachellii
Lineage: Eukaryota; Metazoa; Chordata; Actinopteri; Siluriformes; Bagridae
Exons: 5
Coding region: 148-822 (224 amino acids)
Source: RefSeq, a predicted model, not a curated record
GGCGUCGCAUCACUGGUGUAAAUCGUGGAGUGGGCGUGGCCAAACCUCAGUAUAUAUAAGACUGUUGUUCUCGUCUAGUCAUCGUAGUUACUGAGAUAUCUGAGGCUUGAACGCAGCUAGAAUUUCAUCUCCGUUUCCCAAGGUGCAAUGGCAAAGCGUGUAGCAGUGAUCCUUGCUGGUUGUGGAGUCUAUGAUGGAACUGAGAUCCACGAGGCUUCUGCCGUACUUGUACAUCUUAGCCGGGCUGGUGCCAAGGUUCAGAUGUUCGCUCCUAAUGCUGAGAUGAUGCAUGUUGUGAACCACUGUGAAGGAAAGCCAGUGGCAGAAAAGCGCAACGUGAUGGAGGAAAGUGCCCGCAUUGCUCGAGGAGACAUCACUGACCUGGCCAAGCUAGAUGUUGCUAAUUAUGAUGCUGUCAUAAUUCCUGGAGGCUUUGGAGCAGCUAAGAAUCUCAGUGACUGGGCCACCAAGGGCAAAGAUUUCUCAGUGAAGCCCCUGGUCGAGAAGGUUAUCAAGAACUUCAACCAGGCAGGAAAGCCUCUUGGCAUGUGCUGUAUUUCUCCAGUACUUGCAGCAAAGGUUAUUCCUGGCUGUGAACUUACUGUUGGCCAUGAUUCAGAGUGUGAAAAAUGGCCAUAUGCUGGAACAGCUAAGACGUUGGUGGAGCUGGGCUCUAAGCAUGUUAAUAAAAAUGUUGGAGAAGUACAUGUCGAUAAGAAGCAUAAACUAGUAACUACAUCUGCCUUUAUGUGCAAUGCCCCAUUACAUGAGGUUUUUGAUGGACUAGGCGUUAUGGUAACGGAGGUUCUUAAACUUGCCUGAUUUGGUAAUUUUUAUGCACUGGAUUUCAAGCAAUUACUGAAUGUAAUUCUUUCAGUUUGGAAAAACUGAAGGUAAAAUGUUUUGUGAUAAAAAUAUCAAUAAAGUCUGUGAGAUAA